AUGGCAACCAGUUUCAACGUAGCCGACAUGUCCAACGACGACUUCUUGCAGCUGCUUAACUACACCAAUUCCACCCCUCCGAAUGACACCGGCAAGGACACCCCCCGGCAAGAUUACCUGGGAUAUGCCGGGUUUCCGUCCUUUUCAAUGAACAAUACUCCGCCGUACGAGUUCCCCCCGACACCAACAUCCAGCACGCCCCGCAAAACUCCGACUGAGAAGCAGCAAGUAGCACAGAUCCGGGAAUUCACUGAAAAUGCUUACCUUAACUCCAGAAACAUUCUCGCCAGCCUUGAUCGAAUUGAGGCCAUCAUUGAGUGGAUUCAUGACAGCCAGAAUCGUCAGGACGCCCGCCUGGCAAAGCUCGAGGAAAAGAUUGAAGAAGUCAAAGAAGAAGUGGCAGAGGUCGUACAGACCCUUCGGGACCAGGAACUAAACUGUAGCCACUGCAACGGGGAAGAAGAAUAUAGUGGAGAUGAUCAGAGCGACGACGCCUCCGAUGAUGACGUUAGUGAGACCGACUACAACAGCGAGGGUGUAGAGAGAAAUGAUUCCGAAGUCCAGGAAUUUUACAACAUGUACGGUCCCUACUAG
Molecule: messenger RNA, 594 nt
Organism: Colletotrichum spaethianum
Lineage: Eukaryota; Fungi; Ascomycota; Sordariomycetes; Glomerellales; Glomerellaceae
Exons: 2
Coding region: 1-594 (197 amino acids)
Cellular component (GO): mediator complex
Source: RefSeq, a predicted model, not a curated record